This is a messenger RNA of Jatropha curcas, 2135 nucleotides long. RefSeq names its product Cystathionine beta-synthase (CBS) family protein (gene CBSX6). Lineage: Eukaryota; Viridiplantae; Streptophyta; Magnoliopsida; Malpighiales; Euphorbiaceae. The record is from RefSeq and is a predicted model, not a curated record. Gene Ontology annotation, cellular component: cytoplasm; nucleus.
UACUGUUUGCUUAGUCUCAUCCUCUUCUCUUUCUAUAACAGAGAUCCAUCUCUUCUCUGCAUAAAUAAAACGGCCCAAUGUUCACGAUCUUGAUGACACACGCACCGGCGUCAGAGUCAGAACACAGACUCAAACUCAGUGAUUUAGAGAAACAGAAAGAAGGAAUCUUUCUUUCAUGGGCCUUAACCUUUCUGUUCUUCAAUGGCAAAUUCUCUCUGCCUCAUAUCCAUACCUAUCAUCAAUACUAGCACCCAUCUUCUUCUUCUGAUUCUCCAUCGUUUGCCCAUUACUGGGCUUCAUCUUCUCCUUAUCUUCCUCCAUUCUCUCUUAUAACUUUCAUUACCUUGCCGGUUAUCCCGGUAUCUCAGUUUCUUUUUCUGAUUGUUUCUUUUGGAAAUCUGUUCCCGCAGUCUUCUUUCUCCAAUUUUCUGGAGGAUAAGAACUUUUUCUCAUUAGCUUUGACAUAGGACAGCUUUUGCUUUAAUAAAAAUAGAUAAAUCCAAAUUUUUCUAUAACUCUCUCCUGAUAAAAAGUAUUUUCCCAUAUUCUGUUUGGUGGGAACAAGUGGGCAUCAAUAAAAAAGAAUUCCACUUUGAAUAUUCAAGAAUCCUUAAAUUUUACCCUAUCGAGAAUUUCGAUGGCAUCGGUGUUUUUAUAUCAUGUCGUGGGAGAUCUAACGGUGGGGAAGCCGGAAAUGAUGGAAUUUUACGAGACUGGGACGGUCGAAUCUGCGAUUCGGGCAAUUGGAGAGUCGACGGAGUGCGGUAUUCCUGUUUGGAAGAGGAGAACUCAUGUGGGUAUGAUCGAGAAUAGCGAAAUGAGGCAACAGAGGUUUGUGGGUAUCCUUAAUUCUCUUGAUAUUGUGGCCUUUUUAGCUAAAGCUCAGUGCUUGGAGGAUCAGGAGAAGGCCAUGAAUACGCCUGUCUCUGAGGUGGUUAUUCCUAAUAACUCUCUAUUGAAACAGGUUGAUCCUGCUACAAGAUUGAUUGAUGCAUUGGAGAUGAUGAAGCAAGGUGUUAGGCGUCUUCUUGUCACCAAGGGCACGGCAUGGAAAGGCAUGAGCAAACGAUUCUCAAUUCUCUAUAAUGGCAAGUGGCUUAAGAAUGCUGAUUCUGCCAACAGCAGCAGCAACAACCUCAGUACCAAUACCAGCAGCAACAGCCUCAGCAUCAACAGCAACAGCCUCAGUAUCAACACCAACCGUCCUUCCACAUCUUCCACAACUUCUAGCCAUGACAAAUUCUGCUGUCUCUCUAGAGAAGAUGUCAUCCGUUUUGUGAUUGGCUGCCUCGGUGCUCUUGCUCCACUCCCUCUUUCACCCAUCUCUUCCCUUGGAGCCAUUAACUUGAACUACUGUUCAAUUGAGGCUUCUCUUCCAGCCCUCAAAGCUACAGAAGUGCAACCGAAAGAUCCCUGUGCAGUUGCCGUUGUGGAGCCCAUGCCAGAUGGACAAGGUAAGAUUAUAGGGGAAAUAUCAGCCUCCAGGUUAUGGAAAUGUGAUUAUUUGGCUGCAGCAUGGGCUUUAGCCAAUCUGUCAGCAGGGCAGUUUGUGAUGGGAGUUGAAGAUAAUUUGACUCCAAGAUCACUCCCUGACUUGACAGUCAACUCAACGGUUGGCGAUAACAACAUGGUUAAUGGUGGUGGAUUAACAAGAGCAAGGACAUUCAGCAGCCGGAGCAUUGGCUUUAAUCCAGGAAGCUCAAGUUUUGGAAUUGGCAGGAGCAUGUAUAGGGGCAGAAGUGCACCCCUAACAUGUAAAACUACAAGUUCCCUAGCUGCAGUCAUGGCUCAGAUGCUGUCCCACAGGGCAACUCAUGUAUGGGUGACGGAAGAUGACAACGAUGAUGUUUUAGUCGGGGUGGUUGGUUAUGCAGACAUUCUAUUUGCUGUAACCAAACCACCUGCAUCCUUUAUUCCCCUUAAUCCAUCUGCAGAAGGUUUUAUAAAUGAAAUUCAAAACUGAAAAAUUCUAUUUAUUUUAUGUGUAUUUCUUCUGUAAUCGAUAGGUAAUAUGCUUGAGCAAUUUUGGAUGUUUGAGAUGUCGGUUUUUGUGGGGUUUCUUGUAAGUUUUUCCAUGAGUUUUGUCAUACUGUGAUAAUUAAAAUAAUAUCAUAAUGCAAUUUGUUAGACCUUAA